Dipodomys spectabilis (banner-tailed kangaroo rat) is the source of this 5672-nucleotide messenger RNA. RefSeq names its product regulatory associated protein of MTOR complex 1 (gene Rptor). Gene Ontology annotation, biological process: cellular response to amino acid stimulus; cellular response to starvation; positive regulation of protein serine/threonine kinase activity. Lineage: Eukaryota; Metazoa; Chordata; Mammalia; Rodentia; Heteromyidae. Gene Ontology annotation, molecular function: protein-macromolecule adaptor activity; protein binding. The record is from RefSeq and is a predicted model, not a curated record. The coding region runs from base 190 to 4197 and encodes 1335 amino acids. Gene Ontology annotation, cellular component: cytoplasm; TORC1 complex. The transcript has 34 exons.
UUUUUUUUUUGGACCGAAUAAGGACCGUUCUCCAGCCCCCCGCUCUCCGAUUUCCUUUCCGACCCCGGCGUCCCCCGCCUGUCUCUCUGCGUCUCACUUCACCAGGUCCGUUCUGGUGCACACUAAUUUGUAAGGCUGGAGGUUCUCGAGCGCUUGCUGCCAAGGACUCCCCCUCCCCCUCCCCCCCAGAUGGAGUCCGAACUGCUGCAGUCGCCCCCGCUGGGACUCGGGGAGGACGACGAGGCCGACCUCACCGACUGGAAUCUGCCUUUGGCUUUUAUGAAAAAGAGGCACUGUGAGAAAAUUGAAGGCUCCAAGUCCUUAGCUCAGAGCUGGAGGAUGAAGGACCGGAUGAAGACAGUGAGUGUGGCCCUAGUUCUGUGCCUGAACGUUGGUGUGGACCCUCCAGAUGUGGUGAAGACCACGCCCUGUGCACGCUUGGAGUGCUGGAUUGAUCCUCUGUCCAUGGGUCCUCAGAAAGCUCUGGAAACCAUCGGUGCAAAUUUACAGAAGCAGUAUGAAAACUGGCAGCCACGGGCCCGGUACAAGCAGAGCCUCGACCCCACUGUGGAUGAAGUCAAGAAGCUGUGCACAUCGCUGCGCCGGAAUGCCAAGGAGGAGCGGGUCCUCUUCCACUACAAUGGCCACGGCGUGCCCAGGCCCACGGUGAACGGCGAGGUUUGGGUCUUCAACAAGAACUACACUCAGUACAUCCCUCUGUCCAUAUAUGACCUGCAGACGUGGAUGGGCAGUCCUUCCAUCUUCGUCUACGACUGCUCCAAUGCCGGCCUGAUUGUCAAGUCCUUCAAGCAGUUCGCACUGCAGAGGGAGCAGGAGCUAGAGGUAGCCGCGAUUAACCCAAACCACCCCCUCGCCCAGAUGCCCCUGCCCCCAUCGAUGAAGAACUGCAUCCAGCUGGCGGCCUGCGAGGCCCACGAGCUCCUGCCCAUGAUCCCCGACCUCCCAGCCGACCUGUUCACGUCCUGCCUCACCACCCCCAUCAAGAUUGCCCUGCGCUGGUUUUGCAUGCAGAAGUGUGUCAGCCUGGUGCCUGGAGUCACCCUGGAUUUGAUAGAAAAGAUUCCCGGCCGGCUGAACGACAGGAGGACUCCUCUGGGCGAGCUGAACUGGAUCUUCACCGCAAUCACAGACACCAUCGCGUGGAAUGUGCUUCCCCGGGAUCUCUUCCAAAAGCUCUUCAGACAGGACCUACUGGUGGCAAGUCUAUUUCGAAAUUUUUUAUUGGCAGAAAGAAUCAUGAGAUCAUAUAACUGCACCCCUGUCAGCAGCCCCCGCCUCCCGCCGACUUACAUGCAUGCCAUGUGGCAGGCCUGGGACCUCGCGGUGGACAUUUGCCUCUCCCAGCUGCCCACCAUCAUCGAGGAAGGCACUGCGUUCAGGCACAGCCCGUUCUUUGCGGAGCAGCUGACUGCCUUCCAGGUGUGGCUCACCAUGGGCGUGGAGAACAGAAGCCCCCCGGAGCAACUUCCCAUCGUUUUACAGGUGCUGCUGAGCCAGGUGCACCGCCUGAGAGCCUUGGACUUGCUGGGAAGGUUUCUGGACUUGGGUCCCUGGGCGGUGAGCCUGGCCCUGUCGGUGGGCAUCUUCCCCUACGUACUGAAGCUGCUCCAGAGCUCAGCCCGAGAGCUGCGGCCACUCCUCGUCUUCAUCUGGGCCAAGAUCCUCGCUGUGGACAGCUCAUGCCAAGCUGACCUCGUGAAGGACAACGGUCACAAGUACUUCCUCUCCGUCCUGGCAGACCCCUACAUGCCAGCUGAACAUCGGACCAUGACGGCUUUCAUUCUUGCUGUGAUUGUCAACAGCUACACCACCGGGCAAGAGGCCUGCCUACAGGGGAACCUGAUCGCCAUCUGCCUGGAGCAGCUCAGCGACCCGCACCCCCUGCUCCGCCAGUGGGUGGCCAUCUGCUUGGGGAGGAUCUGGCAGAACUUUGACUCCGCGAGGUGGUGUGGGGUGCGGGACAGCGCCCACGAGAAGCUCUGCAGCCUCCUGUCCGACCCCAUCCCCGAGGUCCGCUGUGCAGCUGUCUUUGCCCUUGGCACCUUCGUGGGCAACUCUGCCGAGAGGACAGACCACUCCACCACCAUCGACCACAACGUGGCCAUGAUGCUGGCGCAGCUGAUCAACGACGGGAGCCCCAUGGUCCGGAAGGAGCUGGUGGUGGCUCUGAGCCACCUCGUUGUUCAGUACGAGAGCAACUUCUGCACUGUGGCCCUGCAGUUCAUGGAAGAGGAAAAGAACUACCCCCUGCCUUCCCCGGCGGCCACAGAGGGUGGGAGCUUGACCCCAGUGCGAGACAGCCCAUGCACCCCCAGACUUCGCUCUGUGAGCUCCUAUGGGAACAUCCGAGCCGUCACCACAGCCAGGAGCCUGAACAAAUCCUUGCAGAAUCUCAGCUUGACGGAAGAAUCGGGCAGCUCCGUGGCGUUCUCCCCGGGGAACCUGAGCACCAGCAGCAGCACCAGCAGCACUCUGGGCAGCCCUGAGAACGAGGAGUACAUCCUGUCCUUCGAGGUCAUCGACAAGAUGCGCCGUGUCAGCUCCUACUCGGCCCUCAACUCCCUCAUAGGUGUUUCUUUCAAUAGUGUCUACACUCAGAUUUGGAGAGUCUUAUUGCAUCUGGCGGCUGAUCCCUAUCCAGAUGUUUCUGAUUUGGCCAUGAAGGUGCUCAACAGCAUCGCCUACAAGGCCACGAUGAACGCCCGGCCGCAGCGCAUCCUGGACACCUCCUCGCUCACGCAGUCGGCCCCCGCCAGCCCGACCAACAAGGGCAUGAACAUCCACCAGGCCGGCGGCUCCCCGCCUGCCUCCAGCACCAGCAGCUGCAGCCUGACCAACGACGUGGCCAAGCAGCCCGUCAGCCGAGACCUGCCCUCCGGCCGCGCCGGCCCCUCGGGCCCCGCGGGCGCACAGUACACGCCCCACUCCCACCAGUUCCCCCGCACACGGAAGAUGUUCGACAAGGGCCCGGAUCAGACGGCAGAGGACGCUGACGAGGCUGCCGGACACAAAAGCUUCAUCUGCGCCACCAUGCAGACUGGCUUCUGCGACUGGAGCUCCCGGUACUUCGCCCAGCCUGUCAUGAAGAUCCCCGAAGAGCACGACCUGGAGAGUCAGAUCCGCAAGGAGCGGGAGUGGCGGUUCCUGAGGAACACGCGCGUGCGCAAGCAGGCCCAGCAGGUCAUCCAGAAGGGCAUCACCAGACUGGACGACCAGAUCUUCCUGAACAGGAACCCCGGCGUCCCCUCCGUGGUCAAGUUUCACCCCUUCACGCCGUGUAUAGCCGUGGCCGACAAGGACAGCAUCUGCUUUUGGGACUGGGAGAAAGGGGAGAAGCUGGACUACUUCCACAAUGGGAACCCGCGCUACACGAGGGUCACCGCCAUGGAGUACCUGAACGGCCAGGACUGCUCGCUCCUGCUGACAGCCACAGAUGACGGCGCCAUCAGGGUCUGGAAGAAUUUCGCUGAUCUGGAAAAAAACCCGGAAAUGGUGACUGCCUGGCAGGGCCUCUCAGACAUGCUGCCAACAACGCGAGGAGCAGGGAUGGUAGUGGACUGGGAGCAGGAGACCGGCCUCCUCAUGAGCUCUGGCGACGUGCGGAUCGUCCGCAUCUGGGACACGGACCGCGAGACCAAGGUGCAGGACAUCCCCACGGGUGCCGACAGCUGCGUGACCAGUCUGUCCUGCGACUCCCACCGCUCGCUCAUCGUGGCUGGCCUGGGCGACGGCUCCAUCCGCGUCUACGACAGAAGGAUGGCGCUCAGCGAAUGCCGAGUCAUGACGUACCGGGAGCACACGGCCUGGGUGGUGAAGGCGUACCUGCAGAAGCACCCGGAAGGCCACAUUGUGAGCGUGAGUGUCAAUGGCGACGUGCGCUUCUUUGACCCUCGGAUGCCGGAGUCUGUGAACGUGCUGCAGAUCGUGAAGGGGCUGACAGCCCUGGACAUUCACCCCCAGGCAAACCUGAUCGCAUGCGGCUCCGUGAACCAGUUCACCGCCAUCUACAACGGCAACGGCGAGCUGAUCAACAACAUCAAGUACUAUGACGGGUUCAUGGGCCAGCGGGUCGGCGCCAUCAGCUGCCUGGCCUUCCACCCCCACUGGCCUCACCUGGCCGUGGGAAGCAACGACUACUACAUCUCGGUGUACUCGGUGGAGAAGCGCGUCAGGUAGCCGCGUGUGGCCCCGCAGGCCGCAGCCGCCCUCACUGUACAUAGCGACCCGGCUGGGCGCACCGUGCUGCUUCGUGUCUUGGCGGCGUUGUCCCGAGCGUCGGGGAAGGAGCGCGGCUGACGGCACCAGGACCUCGCGGGCGUAGUGCGUGUGCCGUGCCCCCGUCUGCCCCGUGGGGCGCGUCUGCUGUGCUUUUCAUAGAAUCAGAGCCUUGGGCCUGGCAGAGAAGCCGCGCGGGCCCUGAUCCUGACAGCCCACCGUCCUCUCCAGACCAGGAGCAGGAGCCCCCAGAGCAGCUGGACAGCGCUGGAGGGGCGGGGGAAGGGAGAUGUCGCCCCACGCACCCCGGCACCCUGAGGGCUGCGGUGGCGCGGCCCCCCCCCCACCACGCCCUUCGCGGGGAGGCUCCUGGCCGGCGCCCGGCCCACGGCCCACCUCGCCCGCACGCCACCCUGUCCCUCUGCUGCGCCAUGCACACGUGCGCGUGCAUGCCGCCACGGUCCCCGCCAUGCCCACGCGUGGGUGUGCACACGCAAGGCACCCUGCUCUCCCCACCCGUGCACACCCCGCCGCAGCGCAUGCAGGGGGCCCGGGGCGCCGGAGGCUGUGGGCUGCAGUCUCGUGGCAGCAGAGCUCCGCCUCUGGCCGGGGCGUCUGGGGGCGCGAGUGCAGGCUGGGGAGCCGUGGGCGCGCGUGCGCGGGCCCUGCGGAGGGCCCGGCCACCACGACGAUGGUGUUCCAGGAGCGUUGUCCACUCUCUUUGUGAAUCAGGAUCUCAGAGGAGGAAUGAGGCGGCUUGAUGGACGCUGCCGGGGCGGGCUGGAGGAGGCAGGAGACGGGGGAUGAAGGCGGCCUGGGCGGCACCGCAGACCUGCCUCAGAGAAGCCAGGGACCCGGCCCCUCGUGCUGCCGUUCUGUGGUGCGGAGUCCACCCCCAGCACUGGGCAGACCCAGGGCCCGGUGGAGCGGGAGGUGGAGCAGGACAGAGGAGGGAACUAGGAAGCCAGGGCCCGACAGGAGGCCACGGGGUGCGUGCGGCCCCUCCCCCCAGCAGUGUGGGGGGUCGUCCCCUGCUCCGCUCUGCGGGGUGUCCAGUGGGAACCUUCCGGAAGCAGAGCUGUGCCCACAGACGCCAAGCACUGGGGCCAUAGCUGGCCAUCCUCACCUGGUCUGUCUCCAGGCAGAGCCUCUGCCGGCCACGCGCAGUUGGCCUCAAGAUCGGGGGGGGGGGGUCCCCCCUCCCACCCCUCCCCCACCGCCCAGCGCGCAUCGGGCCCCUCCUGCUCCGUCUCCACUGGUCUGAUGCGAAAACUCAAUCAUGAAGUUAACCAAGGCUCGAAAGAGCCCUGACCUAGAGUUUGUUAUCUCUAUUUAUUUUACCAAAAUGAGAGUUGAAAGGGACUGGCAAGACAUGGACUUCAGAUGCGAGACUAAGCAGCGGCCAACAGCGUGUUGUUAAUAAAGAGUAAACAAGU